This is a messenger RNA of Gossypium arboreum, 1975 nucleotides long. RefSeq lists its product as uncharacterized. The transcript has 3 exons. NCBI's taxonomy places the organism in Eukaryota, Viridiplantae, Streptophyta, Magnoliopsida, Malvales, Malvaceae. Bases 547 to 1680 code for a protein of 377 amino acids. The record is from RefSeq and is a predicted model, not a curated record.
UCCUCUUCUCACUUCUCAUUUCUCAACAUCCGUUAUCAUUUCUUCUUUCUCUCUCUUUCCUUUCACCGCCUAUAUAAAAUUAAUAUUUUAUAUUAACUUUUAAAAGGGAGUUUGCUGCUGUUAACUCUAUUUUAUUCAAUUCAAUUCUCAUUAGACAUUUAGUCAGAUUUUUUUUCCUUUCUUUUACGGUGCUUCUACCUUUCCACGCAAUCUCAACUCCCCCCCUUUUAGAGAUCGGAUAAUUUUCAGUUCUCGAAUUAUUUCCCCUCUGUAUUUGUAAAUCCUCACCUUUUCCGUAUGAUAGCUGUCUGGUUCAAGACUAACACUUAGUUACUUAUUCAAGGGUUCUAUUUGAUCAAGUUUUCUAGGACUUUUUACAUUGCAUUAUAUUGUUCAGUGCUUUGGAGCUUUGCAUCAGGAUUUGUCAUCUGAUUUUCUUUGUACAAGUUAACAAGUGACGAUUCUAUAGUUUUCAGUUUGCGUCUCUCAGAGAUACAGAUUACAGAAGACUGCGGUAGGAAAUAUAUUCAAAGUUCAGUGUCCUGCAUGUUCAAGAUGGCUGGUGUUAAACGAAGAAUAAUUACUGAUUUGGAUGUCCGUGCUCUCCAUAAAGAACUGGAUGAAGUCUCAUGUCCAAUCUGCAUGGACCAUCCACAUAAUGCUGUUCUCCUGCUGUGCAGCUCGCACGACAAGGGUUGCAGAUCUUACAUUUGUGACACAAGUUACAGGCAUUCAAAUUGCCUAGACCGAUUUAAAAAAUUAAGGGCUAAUUCUAGUAAGAGUCCAAUAUUACCUCAUCCCUUCCCCCUAAACCCUCCGAAUUCUAGUACUUUUGAUUUGAACUUGGCAUUAAGAACUGAUUUUGUUGAAGGUAAUGGAAGUCAAAAUCUGAGUGAAACCAAUAGCAUGGCAGGAGGAUCAGAAGAUAAUAUCCGAGAGUCAACUAGGAAUCUUGAUUCACAAGGAGAAGGUAUUAUAGAAAUAGCAGACUCUUAUUCCUUCCGGGGAAGAUCUGAAUCCGAAGAUGUAGAUGCUGAGAAUUUUAAAUCUAGGUUGAAAUGCCCUCAUUGCCGAGGGAACGUACUUCGCUGGGAGGUUGUGGAAGAGGCCAGAAAGUAUCUAAAUUCGAAGAAGAGAACUUGUUCUAGGGAAUCUUGCUCCUACUCUGGAAGUUACCAGGAAUUGCGUCGGCAUGCCAGGAGAGUCCAUCCGACAAUACGACCUUCAGAUAUUGACCCAUCCAGAGAACGAGCCUGGCGCCGCCUUGAGCACCAAAGAGAAUACGGUGACAUUGUAAGUGCUAUUAGAUCUGCCAUGCCUGGUGCCCUUGUGGUUGGAGACUAUGUUAUUGAGAAUGGAGAUAGGUUGGCAGCUCGAAGGGAGAAUAGCACCGGUGAAGCGAGUUCACCAUGGUGGACUACUUUCUUUCUGUUUCAGAUUGGUUCAGUCGACAAUGUUGGUGAAUCAAGAGCCAGGUCCAGGGUUUGGUCAAGGCAUCGACACCCUGGAGGAGCUGUAUCUGAGCGGAGGUUCCUUUGGGGCGAGAAUCUCUUGGGUUUGCAAGAUGACGACGAUGAAGAUGAUGUGCGUGUAAUAAGUGAUGUAGGUGAAGACGCAUCCCCAAGCCCAAGGAGACGCAGACGCCUGACGCGGUCAAGGUCAGAUGAAGAUCAGUCAUGAAAUAAAUCAGAUAUUUUUGCAGGUAAGUCCCAGUUGCUUGACAUUAUUUCGAAUGGGAUUUAUUUCGAACUGCUUUUCCCUGAUCCGGUCGGUAGUAUUCAUCCCAAGUAGUAUGCAUAAGCUUUUGCUGGUCUCAGAAUCCACCAUCUUGUGGGUUUCUAGUAUGUGUCAUCUGGAAUUAUGUAUUCAGACUUUUAUGUAUUCUGGCUUUAGACAAAUGUAUUUAGAUGUACUGAAGCUCAAACCAGUAUUUCUCUUCACUGGUCCUGCAUUACUAAGGAGUUUUAUACUGGCA